Messenger RNA from Alternaria hordeiaustralica, 1050 nucleotides. RefSeq lists its product as uncharacterized. Bases 1 to 1050 code for a protein of 349 amino acids. The record is from RefSeq and is a predicted model, not a curated record. The transcript has a single exon. Lineage: Eukaryota; Fungi; Ascomycota; Dothideomycetes; Pleosporales; Pleosporaceae.
AUGAAGCUCGCGGAGGACAAGAAAGAGGAGGCAUGGCCGUCACCAGAAGCCAUAUCCGGCUCUUCGAACAGCUACUACAACCUUGUCAUCCGCUUCGGCUCAGGAUGGCUCUCUGCACGCGACUACUUCAACAGACUCUACUUUCGACACCUCGCUGCCCGCUUGCCAGGCCGGAGUAGCCACUGCGUCGCCAACACAGCCGACUACGUCUUCCGCGUCCGCUCGCAAGCACUCGGCCCACCACCCUCAAAACGAGACACAGUGCCCAUCCAGCCACUCUUCCACCAAUUCCAACGCCUACCUACAGAACUCCAAGAGAUGAUCCUCAUGACUGCCGCCGGACUUACCCGCGACUACGACCUCACCAACGACGCGCGCAGGAACUGUGCCAGAGCCUCCGAAAGAGCCAUCAGUUUAUCAACCUUACUACGCAUCUCACGCGGCAUCCACGACACAAUGCGCCCAUACAUAAUGCGCAGCACGACCUUCCAUUUCGGCCUCAGCGGAACGACAAACUUCCUCUGGCAAUGCGGCCCGACUUAUCGUCCCCACAUUAAACGCUUGGCCUUCCAUUUCGGGAAGAAUGCUUUGCUUCAUUGCGUGCGCUGGUUAGCUUCUGAUGCGAUUUUCGAGUUCCUAGAGCCGCCGCAGCCGAAUGGAGGGACUGGGUUACCGCUGUUUUGGCGCUGUCAGUUGAGAGCUCUUGCCAAGGAAUUGCACUUGCGGGAGCUUGUUAUUGAUAUUGAGGGGAUUCCGAAGGCGGAUGUUGCUAUGGUGGUUAGGGUUAUGAGGGAGGCGUUUGGGGGUGUGGAGAGGGUGAAGUUUGUGGAGGGUUCGCCGCCUGGGAAGACAGAGUUUGUGGAUAUGAGGGAUGAACGGUUAGCGGGCAUCGGCAAGGAGACUUGGAGGGAGCUGGUCAAGGGGUAUAUUGGGAGGUAUGAGCGCCAGAUUGGGUGGCAUAAUUGGCAUUUUAAGAUGGAUUUGGUGGGCUUGAAGGAGCAUGAGCUGGAUGCUUUGAUGGACAAGGAGGCGGAAUUUUUUGAUAGUUGA